AUGUUUUCGGUAGCUUGGAAUAGUUUCGCUACACUUGCUGUAGCCUCCUUUUCACCUGAUCCUGUCGUUGUUGGAACAACUGAUGCUUUUGCUAUCACUGGAAUACUAAAUUACGAUAUCAUCGAAACCGACAACACUUGUAUUCUUUACUGGGAAUAUCGUAAUAACAAUAGCAAGUGA
Molecule: messenger RNA, 180 nt
Organism: Entrophospora sp. SA101
Lineage: Eukaryota; Fungi; Glomeromycota; Glomeromycetes; Entrophosporales; Entrophosporaceae
Source: the annotation of a GenBank genome assembly